UUAUCUUGCCUUUGGCUUCCUGCCUGCUGCCACAGCCGUGCUGUGCGUAGGCAUGUUUACAUUUCCCCCGGCUGGGGCUCGCGGGGCCGUAUAAAGGCGCGGCGCGGGGCGCACGCAGCCCCAGUGCCCGCACGCAGCGCGCUCAGGAUGGCACAGCCCGGGGCCGUGCUGGGCAUCUUCGCCGUGUUCCUUCACACCGCCUUUGGGGAAAGUGGUUGCACCUCAGCAGACGGUGAUGGGACUCUCGGGGAUGAUGAACCAGACAAUUUUGACAUUGACUGCUUCAGUCAGCUGGAAAUUAAGGACUCCUUUAGCAGCCUGACCUGCAAUUUCACUGAGCUGCCUCCUUACAACACUAACUACACCCUGUCUCUGUGUACCAAGGAAGACAACAAUUAUGCCUGCUCCAACAUGAAGAAACAGGAAGAUGUUUUCUUCUUACAGUUUAAUGAUAUACUCUCAAACAGAGAAGUUUGCAUGUACUCUGAGAUGAAGAGAAGGGCCUGCAGGAGUCUGGUUGUAACUGACAUUGUGAAGCCAGAAGUACCAUUUGCUAUAAAUAUCACAUAUGAAAGGGAGGCAAAUGAAUAUCUUAUUCGUUACUGUACACCACACUCAAGGAAAAAAUACUUAAAGGACAAAUUAAUACACGAAGUAGCCUAUCGGCAGAAAGAACACACUUGGAAGAUAAUAGAGUCACAAUACCUUCAGAUAAAACUGCUGGGGCAAAAUCUUGAAAAUGAAGUAUUGUAUGAGGUGAAAGUACGUUCUAAGCCAAAUGGAGAUUAUUUUAAGGGCACAUGGAGUGAAUGGAGCACUUCCAAGAGCUUCAAGACAGCAAGAGAGCAUCAUUCCACAGAAAGCUAUAGCAGUGUGGUCAUGGUCAUAUUCUCCAUCGUGGGAUUCAUGCUGUCCGUUGGUAUGAUUGCACUAAUGGUAGUUUUUUGGGAAAACAGGAUCAAGCCUGCUGUAUGGCCAAACCUUCCUGACCAUAAAAAAACGCUGGAGCAACUAUGCAAGAAGCCAAAAAACAAUUUUGAUAUAAGCUUUAACCCAGAGAGUUUUGGUUAUGUUCAUAUCCAUAAAGUGGAUGGCCUUUGGGCAAAAUGUGAGCUGGAAAAUUUUCUGCAACCAUCAAUUGCUCCAGAGACAAGCCUUCCAGAAAAAUUCAGGAGUGGAUCGGACCUGAAGAUGAUCCCUGUGAUGGCAGACAAAAACAACCUAAACCUGCCAAUGUCUGACAGAGGAGUCUGGCCAGCCGGAGCCCUGCACAGGCUCCUGAGCACCAGCCACUGCAGCUGCAGCUCCGGCACGUACGAGGUUUGCCACGGCAACAGGGUGCCCCUGCACAACAAUAGUUUCAACCUUUCCUCCACUUGUUCCCUGGAUCCUUCUGGCCAGCCCCAUCCAGAGCCCCUAAAUGAUGACACCAUAUCCCAGAUGCUGCCUAACAGAGACAUGAGAUCACCAAACAAUGAGGAAGCCUAUGUCACAAUGUCCAACUUCUACAAAAUUCAGUAAAUCUCACAUGAAUUACAGCAUGCAUUUUUUUUUCUCUACCACAAGCAGGAUGCUGAAGCUUUUUGGUUUUGUUUUCCUGUAUCCUGUGAGUUCCCACCUCGCUCACGCACUCUGCUCACGGUGCAAUGCUACACCUGCCGGGAAGUGGGUUCUCCUGCACCCCUGUGAGAAGCAGCCUAUCUCAGCAUUCAGUAUGCUGCUAGCAGUCUUCACUGAUGCAGAAAUUAAAUGUAAUUCAACCUGAUUUUGAUCUUCAAAUCUGAUUAAUCCAGCGCAGCGAAAAUGCAGUCCCAGCUAUGGAUCACAGCAUGUCUUACAGAAAUUAAUGAAGUCUUUUGUUACCCUCUUGGUUACAGAGUUAAGCUUAUAUUAAUGCCUUAGCAAGAAAUAUGGCAAUAAAUAGCUUUUAAAUAGAAUCCAAUCUCUUUUAAAUACUGGUGGUCAAGACUUAUUCCCCCCCAGUCAAUCAAAAGACAGUAAAAAAACCAAACAGACAGAAAAUUAGAGUUGAUAUCAAGUAUUAGUCGCCUGGGGAUUCAGCAGCUUCAACACCACAAUGAGAGCUGAGUGCCCAGCAAAAAUGUUAAAUGGGCCCACCUAAGGGAGAUGUUUCCUGAGAUGGAUUUAGGUUUUGGUGGAGUUUAUUGUUGUUGUUUUGGGUAGUUUUGUUGUUGUUGUUGUUCUGUGUUUUUGGUUUUUUUGUUGGUUGGUUUUGGUUUUGGUUUUGGUUGUUUUGUUUCGUUUUUUCUUUUGACGCAAAUUAAAACAAAGAAAACCCAUUACUUUGUGCUAUUGGCAAAGAUCUGCCAUUAAGCUAAUUACAGGAUCCACAGAUCCUGUAAUUCUAAUUCUUCUUCUUCUAAUACUUUUGAGGUCUUCAACAUUUCAUGUACUAACUAGGCAAAGCAAAGUCCUUUCUCUUCCUGGAAGUCUGUAAAUUCCAUGAUGCUAUCCUUUUCUGCAGCUUUCAUGCAAUUAUUAGUGUAGCAUCCCAGAGUGCUUUCCAUUCCAGAGGCUGGGCUGACCACGUUUGUUUACUAGCAUUAUUCACAAUGGCUGUGACUACACACAAAUACUAUGAAUUUGAACAGACAAUGUUCUCAUGCAGCAUUCAACAUAGGAAGAUGGAGGGAAUGUCAUGGAUCCUACCAGUGGUCACAAGAUCUGAGUUUUUUAAAAUAACUUAUAGUUUACCAGGAGAUGUUUUUUGUUUGUUGGGGGUUUUUUGUGGGUUUUGGGGUUUUUUUGCAUUGUGGCUUUUUUUCUUUAUAGUAUUACAUUUAUAGGUUUUUUUACAUUAUGGCUGAGCCACUUCACAGUCCUCCUUGGAUGCUGCGUAUUCUGGAGCACACACUUGGAGAUAAAGCUGCUACAGCCACAUGGUUGCAUGACAGCAAAACGGUGUGGCCAUGGGACAUCCAAGCUGCUUUCUUGCACUCUCAACUUGGGGUUCACCUCGUUGUGCAGUCUCAUCUCCUCUAGCUCUUUUAAAUUCUCCUUUACCUGGUUGUAACCACAUUCCCAGAGUCUAAGGGUGAAAAGAGUACUCCCUUAUCCUCAGAGGAUGAGAUGCUCAGAUUUGUUCUGACUGGUAAUGGUCACGAAGAUGUUGCAAAACCUCAGCUGCUUCCAUCUGCCUCUGCCAAGACAGCUUAGUGCCACCAGAGCAGCAGAAUGAAUCAGAUCACUGAACAUCUCUUGUGGCCUUGUUUCAAGAAUAUAUGGCAGAGAGUGGGGCUUGCAUUAAACUCAGUUGUUUGAAUCAGAAUCUAAUGCUGCAGGAAACAGUACAAGCCAAACAGCAAUUCUGGACCACAUCAAGCCAAAACCAGCCUUCCCAAGACAGCACUCUACUUCUUCCACCUCCAACCAGCACCACGGAAACUUUCAAGUGGGGAGAACUUAACAGCUACUGUGUGCAAAGGGGCCUCAGAUUUGGCUCACGACAUUCCAGUGACAUUUUACAGAAUGGUUUUUAUUGCUGUUCACCACCAAAUGAAGCAUUAAUUGAUGCAGAAGAAAAAGACCAAAGCCCUGGGCAUUAAUUUGCUUUAUAGCGCUUGUAUUUCCUUUGAAAAAUGAGCUGCUGAUAAAGCUUAUACUGUGAGAACUUGCACAGUGUGACUGUAGAUACAGACAGACUAUACUGGAAUGAUGCCUUCUUCCAGUGACACAGCAACAAAGAAAAAGGGGAUAGAAGAAGAAGCAAAAGCACAUCAGGAAAAUCCUCUGCAGUAUGUGCUAUGGUACCUUCAAUUUUUGUAAUUCUGUAACAUUUGUUGGAUGUACGCAGAUAUAACCACUUUUGUUUUGCAAAAAAAAAAUAAAAAUAAAUAAAGCCAAAUAUGCACCAAAGCCAAAAA
This is a messenger RNA of Prinia subflava (tawny-flanked prinia), 3884 nucleotides long. It is a transcript of the gene IL7R, whose product is annotated as interleukin 7 receptor. Gene Ontology annotation, molecular function: protein binding; cytokine receptor activity. The record is from RefSeq and is a predicted model, not a curated record. Bases 148 to 1521 code for a protein of 457 amino acids. Gene Ontology annotation, biological process: hemopoiesis; positive regulation of receptor signaling pathway via JAK-STAT; cytokine-mediated signaling pathway. NCBI's taxonomy places the organism in Eukaryota, Metazoa, Chordata, Aves, Passeriformes, Cisticolidae. Gene Ontology annotation, cellular component: external side of plasma membrane; membrane. The transcript is spliced from 8 exons.